Molecule: messenger RNA, 1293 nt
Organism: Dioscorea cayenensis subsp. rotundata (Guinea yam)
Lineage: Eukaryota; Viridiplantae; Streptophyta; Magnoliopsida; Dioscoreales; Dioscoreaceae
Exons: 7
Coding region: 184-1116 (310 amino acids)
Molecular function (GO): 3'-5'-RNA exonuclease activity
Source: RefSeq, a predicted model, not a curated record
AAUAAGGUGAAAAAAGCUCACACCUUUCUACCAUUCUCUUGUUUUCGAGAAGACGACCUUCUUCUCCGAAGAGCGAUCGAUCUCGCUGGAGUCGAGAGAGAGGAAGCUUUGGUUCCAAUCAUGGAGAUCAUCUGAGACGUAUAGCAUCACCGAUUCAAUUGGGUUUCGCUUCGGAGUGUGGAGAUGAGCAGCGUUUCGAUCACAGUCAUGUCGCUGAACUUGCAUGAAGGGGAGCAGGACAGUGGAAGCCCGAACUCGUGGGAGAAGCGCAGGGACCUUUGCCUCAGCGUCAUCACCAGUUACUCCCCUACUGUUCUGUGCACUCAGCAAGGGUUGAAGUGGCAGCUGGAUUUUCUUCAGCAAAGUUUACCAGGUUAUGAGCAGUUUGGGAUUUCAAGGAAAGGACCUCAGGAUACUACAGAUGAAUAUUGCACUAUUUUCUAUGAUAAGGAGAAGGUGGAGGUUCUUGAAGGUGGUACCUUUUGGUUGUCAGAAUCACCAUCUGUUCCAGGAAGCAUGUCGUGGGGAUCAACGGUUCCUUGUAUUGCUACUUGGGCAACAUUUCAACUCAAGAGAGUUGAACCACCUGGUUUCAGCUUCCAGAUUGUAAAUACAAAUAUGGAUGAGUUCAGUCCUCGUGCACGCAGACGGAGUGCUUUGCUCACAUGGCAACACAUAGCUUCCUUGCCUCCUAGCUUGCCAGUAGUGUACUGUGGAGGAUUCAACACACAGAAGGAAUCUACUACUGGCCGGUUUCUGCUUGGGAGAUCAAGAGAGCAUGGAGUUGUCGGUGACAUGCGAGAUGCUUGGCCCAAUGCACGGGUGCGGAAAAAUUUGUCACUGAUACGGACUUACCAUGGAUUCAAAGGUGACAAACAAGGUGCGAUGGAGUUUCUCAAGCUGAUAUUCAGAGCACUCUGUCUCUGCUGGGAUCGCCAAACUCAGGAUUUGCACAUUGAUUGGAUUCUCUUCCGGGGAAGGUCUCUAGUGCCGGCAUCUUGCGAAGUUAUAAAUGACAACAACAAUGGGCUUUAUCCAUCAUCUCAUUACCCUAUUUUUGCCGAGUUCAUGCUUCCCCGUACUGUGCGGCUGAUUGAUGCCCCUCUUGACAGAUAAAGUUCCUUCUUUUUCGAUCUCCCACUUCAAUACAAGUCUGUUGUAAUUGCUGCAUGUUUUAUAUUGACAGUACCCAGAAUGUUUUUUUAUGUGAUUACUUAAAACAAAUUCCGGCAUAAUUAUUGUUCUUUGAUUCUGUCAUUGUAGCAAUGGAAUCAUUGGAAUGAUCACUGUGUU